UGGAGGACAAUCAGCAUCCAGGUAUGAAAGAAUAUAAAGAGAGGAUGGAACCACAGCAAAAUAUCAGCUCAGUGACAGAACUUUGUUGUACACAGCAAUCUACUGAACACCAUCAUGCUCUCAGCACUCAAGUUUCAGAGAACCUCAAGGCACUUUUCCUGCCUGCGACUUCUACAUAAAUCUGCAGUUGAAGUGCAAGAAAGACCUGCCCCAGAGGAGACAAUCACCAGCAGUUUUGGAGGGUUCAUCCACUUGGUGCACCCGGGCCAGCUGUCAGACACUGUGCUGCACCGCAGUAAGAGGAUGAUCCUGGACAGCAUCGGGGUGGGGCUGCUGGGAAGCAGCUCCCAUGUCUUUGAGCUGGCUCUGCAGCACUGCCAGCAAAUGUAUGCUCCAGAUUACAUCAGUUCAGUCUUUGGUCGAAGGCACACAAGACUCUCUCCAAGUCUGGCAGCCUUUGUCAAUGGAGUUGCGGUCCAUUCAAUGGAUUUCGAUGAUACCUGGCACCCAGCCACCCACCCCUCAGGGGCAGUCCUUCCUGCCCUGCUCGCUAUUGCUCAGAUGUUACCUGGCAACGCCAAGCCCAGUGGGAUGGACCUCCUGCUAGCCUUCAACGUGGGCAUUGAGAUUCAGGGUCGGCUCAUGAGGUUCUCCAACGAAGCCCAAAACAUCCCCAACAGGUUCCAUCCCCCGACUGUAGUGGGCCCUCUGGGUAGUGCUGCUGCCUGCUCCCGUCUGCUCUCCCUGGAUCGCUCGCAGUGCUCAAACGCCUUGGCGAUUGCUGCCUCGCUGGCAGGGGCUCCCAUGGCCAACGCUGCCACUCAAUCCAAGCCUCUUCAUAUUGGGAACGCAGCCCGACUUGGUCUGGAGGCGGCACUGCUGGCAUCCCGGGGCCUGGAGGCCAGCACACUGAUCCUGGACUCGACCCCAGGCUGCGCUGGCUUUAGUGCCUUCUACAACGACUACCUGCCUCAGGCUCUGCCCUCCCCGGUGGAACAGGAUCCCCGCUUCCUGCUGGAGGACCAGGACAUAGCCUUCAAGCGCUUCCCUGCACACCUGGGGAUGCACUGGGUGGCAGACGCAGCGUGCGCAGCACGGGAGCUUUUGGUCAACACCGUAGGGGGGUUCCAGCCCUCUAUGAUCCAGAACAUCCUACUGAGAAUCCCCCUCUCCAAAUAUAUCAACCGGCCCUUCCCUGAAUCCGAGCACCAGGCCCGACACUCCUUCCAGUUCAACGCCUGCACUGCUCUGCUGGACGGCGAGGUCAGUGUACAAUCCUUCAGCCCAGCCUUCCUGGACCGUCCUGAGCUGCUCAGCCUCCUGAGCAGAGUACAGGUCGAGCAUCCCCAGGACAACCCUGCCAAUUUCAAUAAGAUGUACGCAGAGGUGCUGGUGACCCUCACAACUGGCGAUGUGUUGAAGGGUCGUUGCGACACCUUUUAUGGACACUGGAGGAAGCCACUGAGUCGUGACAGUCUGCUGAAAAAGUUCCGGGCCAACGCUGGGGCAGUCCUGCCAGGAGAGAGAGUGGAGGCCAUCAUUGAUGCCGUGGAGAACAUAGAAGACAUGCAGGACUGCUCCCACCUCACCAUGCACCUGGAGUGAAGGGCUUCAUGACAUCCUUUGAUGACGUACACUUGAAGAAAACAAUAUGAAAUGAUUGGGGAAACGAUCUUCAUGCCAUUUGUGUUUUGUUUUACUGUAUUAUUAUUAUUAUUGUUGUUGUUGUUGUUGUUGUUGUUGUUGUUGUUGUUGUUAUAUAGUGCAGAAUUUUAGUGAUUAUUUGCCAGUCAUACUCAAUUGUAAGUAAAGCACUGUUCACAUGGAUUAUGCAAUGUAUAUACUCUCAAUUCUGAUAGCACUGUGAAUCUCACUAUUGCUCUAUUUAUUGAAUUCUUGUUAUUUUAUUUGAUCUUUUACAAAGAUUUAUUGUGUGUAAUUUCAGACUUUUGUAUCGGGAUUGCAAUACUGUUGAUUUGUGUAACAGGUCACUAGUUUGGAAGAUAUCAUCUGUCAAUUCAAUCAAUUCAAUCAUCAAAUGUGAAAUCAGUGUAAUGCCCCAAGUGUGCAAAUAUAAUACAAAUGAAACAAUUGUAAUUGUUUUGGUGUUUAUAUUUUAUUUAAUUGAAAAAGAUUAUUAGUUUACAGUGUUUAAGGUGUACAAUAAUACAGUAAUUUCAUUGUUAAGUGAUAUAAAUGUAUUGUAUAUACUGCAGAUAAUAAAUUGGUAAAAUGAA
Molecule: messenger RNA, 2237 nt
Organism: Acipenser ruthenus (sterlet)
Lineage: Eukaryota; Metazoa; Chordata; Actinopteri; Acipenseriformes; Acipenseridae
Product: cis-aconitate decarboxylase-like
Exons: 6
Coding region: 115-1605 (496 amino acids)
Molecular function (GO): lyase activity
Source: RefSeq, a predicted model, not a curated record